Molecule: messenger RNA, 1105 nt
Organism: Tachysurus vachellii
Lineage: Eukaryota; Metazoa; Chordata; Actinopteri; Siluriformes; Bagridae
Gene: cryz
Product: crystallin, zeta (quinone reductase)
Exons: 9
Coding region: 92-1078 (328 amino acids)
Cellular component (GO): cytosol
Molecular function (GO): quinone reductase (NADPH) activity; NADPH binding; mRNA 3'-UTR binding
Source: RefSeq, a predicted model, not a curated record
GAAGUAUUUACGACAUCGCGAAACUCAAAGUUAUAAAGUCUGAUCUAGACUUAACUGUGUGUGUUUGCAGCUUGGUUUCCCAACAGUAAAAAUGACCUCAUUAAAAGUGAUGAAGGCAAUACGAGUUUCCGAGUUUGGAGCUCCUUCGGUUCUGAAGUUCUGCUCUGACAUUCCGGUUCCUGCUCCAGGACCCAAACAGGUGCUCAUUCGAGUGCACGCGUGCGGAGUGAAUCCUGUGGAGACGUAUAUCCGUUCUGGAGCUUACGCCCGCAAACCCAGUCUCCCAUACACUCCCGGGUCGGAUGUAGCCGGCGUGGUUGAGGCUGUGGGAGAUGGAGUUCACUUCCUGAAGGCAGGUGAUCGAGUGUUCACCACCGGCACCGAGACAGGAGGAUACGCCGAAUACAGCGUGGCUUCAGAGGCGUCCGUUCACAAACUGCCAGAUUGUCUGAAUUACAAACAAGGAGCUGCGGUGGGAAUCCCGUACUUCACUGCAUACAGGGCUUUAUUUCACAAGGCUCAUACUAAAGCAGGAGAGACUGUUCUGAUUCACGGAGCCAGUGGAGGAGUAGGAGUGGCAGCGUGUCAGCUGGCCCGAGCGUGUGGACUGAAGGUUCUGGGUACGGCUGGAACCCCUGAAGGCAUGAAGCUCGUGCUCAGUAAUGGAGCUCACGUGGCCUUUAACCACAGAGAGAAAGAUUACAUGGAUCAAAUCCUGGAUGCGACCGGAGGUCACGGUGUUAACGUGAUCAUCGAGAUGCUGUCAAAUGUGAACCUGAGCAAGGACCUGAAACUGCUGGCAUUUGGAGGCAGGGUGAUGAUUGUGGGGUGUCGAGGUUCUGUGGAGAUUAACCCAAGAGACACGAUGGCUAAAGAGUCCAGUAUCAUCGGAGUGGCUGUGUUUCAUGCCACAAAGGAGGAGAAGGAUGAGACAGCUGCAGCACUGUUCGCAGGAAUGGAGGCCGGGUGGCUCAGACCUGUGAUUGGUUCAGAGUACUCACUCGAAAAAGCUGCUCAAGCUCAUGACGACAUCAUCAACAACUCUGGCGCUGCUGGGAAAAUGAUCCUUGUUAUGUGAAAACCAAUAAAAACCUCAUUAAUCUAA